CGUUUUUCUUGUUUCUCGGAGAAUGUUGUAGCUAUUGUGUGCAGAGAGAAAGCGAGAGGGAGGGGAAACAGUUUCACACCAUGCACCCUACUUCCUUCAGCUUGAGUUUUCUUGUCAUUUAAGUUUUUCUCCAUUCCCCCCCUCUAAUGCACGAUGACGGUGAAAUAUAGACCUGUGAACUCAGUAAUAAUGGUGAGGGAGGUGACCUUGGUUCUUGCACUGCUGUUUAUCUGUACAGGUGCCCACCCCUCUGCCGCCCCAUGCCCAACGCAGCAAGCAUGCCCCAACAUCACUACCUGUGCACCGUACGUUCCUGUCACCUCCCCCCUGGCCACUUUGCCUGCCCCUCCUGCACCCCCGGUUUUGGGGCUCCUGAAGGUGAAAGGUGACAGCAGCACUUGCAGGGGCAUGGUUUACCUGGGGCUGAAUGGCUCAUAUGGCCUUCCACUCUGCAGUGACAGUGCCCAGAGAGUCCCCAGGGGGACCUUGUGCAGGCAGCUCGGGUGUGGAGGGUACCAUCAGCAAAGCGAGACCCAGAGACACAUUGAGGGGUACUACAUCCAUGGUAAUGGUAGUCUGGAAACCAGCACCUGCAGAGCACUAGAGAUUCAUUGCAAAGCUCCUGGUGACAGCAGGGAGCUGAAGGUGUAUAAGGUGGUGACUUGGUUGCUACUGGGACUUUUCCUCUUCUUUCUCCUGGUCAGGAUUGCUCCUCAUAUGUAUAGCUUCAUCUGCAAGAGAUAUCGGAGUUCCACAUGGAUUGGACCCGCACAGAGCCAGAGUGUGUCAUUUUACAGGGUACAGGCAGGGGUCCCCCCAAACAACAGCACAUCUAAGAGAACGUCCUACCCUGCACUGGAGCGAUUAGCUGUAAAUGCCAGUCAGGAAACAUCUUCAAACCGGCACAGUGACUGUGAUUCAUAUAACUGAAUUUUCUAUAUUGUGCUUUGUAUUUGUCAUCAUAAUGAUCAAUAACAUUGUUAUCACUUCAUUUUUGCUUUAAAUUGUAAAUGUUGAGACUGUAAUAAAGACAAAAAAAACCCAGUAACAA
This is a messenger RNA of Conger conger (European conger), 1051 nucleotides long. RefSeq lists its product as uncharacterized. The record is from RefSeq and is a predicted model, not a curated record. Bases 154 to 930 code for a protein of 258 amino acids. The transcript is spliced from 7 exons. NCBI's taxonomy places the organism in Eukaryota, Metazoa, Chordata, Actinopteri, Anguilliformes, Congridae. Gene Ontology annotation, cellular component: membrane.